AGCAGAAGCAGAAGCAGAAGCAGAAGCAGAAGCAGAAGCAGAAGCAGAAGCAUCAUACUGCCGCAGUGUGUUUGGUGUUUCUACAAACAUUAAAGUUAUAAAUGAACAUUUAAAAUAAGAAAAGUGACUAACAGAGAAGAGGAGCAGCUGAUACACGUUUCUACAACAUGAAGCUGAACAUCGACGGUCUGCUGGUCUAUUUUCCAUAUGACUACAUUUAUCCUGAGCAGUACUCCUACAUGCUGGAGCUGAAGAGGACUCUGGAUGCUAAGGGUCAUGGAGUCCUGGAGAUGCCUUCAGGAACAGGAAAGACCAUCUCUCUGCUGUCCCUCAUUGUUGCCUAUCAGAAGGCCUUUCCUCUGGAAGUGACCAAGCUGAUCUACUGCUCCAGAACAGUUCCAGAGAUAGAGAAGGUGGUGGAGGAGCUGAGGAAGCUGAUGGAGUUUUAUUCCAAGCAAACUGGAGAGAGCAACAACUUCCUGGCUCUGGCCCUCUCCUCCAGAAAAAACCUCUGCAUCCAUCCAGAGGUGAGCGCUCUGCGGUUCGGUAAGGAGGUUGAUGGGAAGUGUCACAGUCUCACAGCGUCGUACAUUCGUGCUCAACGCCACGCCGAUCCCGACCAGCCCGUCUGCCGCUUCUACGAGGAGUUUGAUUCAGUGGGCCGGCAGGUUCCUCUUCCUGCUGGAAUCUACAACCUGGAUGACCUGAAGGACUUCGGCAGGAGGAAAGGCUGGUGUCCUUAUUAUCUGGCACGCUACUCUAUCCUUCAUGCCAACAUUGUGGUGUACAGCUACCACUACCUGCUGGACCCAAAGAUAGCCGACCUGGUGUCCAAAGAGCUCGCUAAGAAGUCCGUGGUGGUGUUUGAUGAAGCUCAUAAUAUAGACAACGUGUGCAUCGACUCCAUGAGUGUGAACAUCACCAGACGAACACUCGACCGCUGCCAGACCAACGUGGACACUCUGCAGAACACCAUACAGAACAUAAAAGAGACGGACGCUGUCAAACUGAAGCAGGAGUACAGGCGGCUGGUGGAAGGGCUGAAGGAAGCCAACGUGGCCAGAGAGACAGACGUCUACCUCGCUAACCCCGUGUUACCAGAUGAAAUCCUUCAAGAGGCCGUCCCCGGGACGAUACGCACAGCAGAGCACUUUGUUGGUUUCCUGAGACGUUUCCUGGAGUAUCUGAAGUCCAGACUUAGGGUCCACCACGUGGUUCAGGAGAGCACACCACAGUUCCUCAAAGACAUCUUCGACAAAGUCUGCAUCGACCGCAAACCUCUCAGGUUUUGUGCAGAGCGGUUACAGUCGCUGCUAAGAACUCUGGAGAUCGCCGACAUCGCCGACUUCUCAGCUGUUACUCUCAUCUCUAACUUUGCUACGCUGGUCAGCACAUACAGCCAAGGUUUUACAAUAAUCAUUGAACCCUUUGAAGACAGAACUCCAACCAUCGCCAACCCCGUGCUGCACUUCAGCUGCAUGGACCCUUCUAUCGCCAUCAAACCUGUUUUUCAGAGAUUUCAGUCGGUCAUUAUCACCUCCGGGACUCUCUCUCCACUGGACAUUUAUCCCAGAAUCCUCGACUUCCGUCCUGUUACCAUGGCGUCCUUCACCAUGACGCUGGCCCGAACCUGCCUCUGUCCUCUGAUUGUUGGCAGGGGAAACGAUCAGGUGGCCCUGAGCUCCAAGUUUGAGACCAGAGAAGACUUUGCUGUGAUUCGUAAUUAUGGCAACCUACUUCUAGAGAUGUCUGCGGUGGUUCCAGACGGCAUCGUGGCGUUUUUCACCAGCUACGUCUACAUGGAGAACAUAGUGGCGUCUUGGUAUGAACAGGGAAUCCUGGAGAAUAUCCAGAGGAACAAGCUGAUCUUCAUCGAGACUCCGGAUGCUGCAGAGACGAGCAUGGCGCUGGAGAAAUACCAGGAGGCGUGUGAGAACGGCAGAGGAGCCAUCCUGCUGUCUGUGGCCCGGGGAAAGGUCUCUGAAGGAAUAGAUUUUGUGCAUCACUUUGGCCGGGCGGUCAUCAUGUUUGGAGUGCCGUACGUUUACACGCAGAGCCGCAUCUUAAAGGCUCGUCUGGAGUACCUUCGGGAUCAGUUUCAGAUCAGAGAGAACGACUUCCUGACGUUUGAUGCCAUGCGUCACGCGGCCCAGUGUGUGGGCCGAGCCAUCAGAGGGAAGACCGACUACGGACUCAUGAUCUUUGCUGACAAGCGUUACGCCCGAGCAGACAAACGUGGGAAGCUUCCUCGCUGGAUCCAGGAACACAUCAAUGAUGGCAGUCUGAACCUCACAGUGGAUGAAGCCGUCCAUCUCUCCAAACACUUCCUGCGACAGAUGGCUCAGCCUUUCAAACAGGAGGACCAGUUGGGUCUGUCUUUGUUGACUCUGGAGCAGCUGGAGUCGGAGGAGAUGCUGCAGAAAAUUGCUCAAAUUGCUCAUCAGACCUGAAGGUGAUCCCAUGAUUUAAUCCCCAUGGUAGCGUCAGCAUCCGUUACAACAACAUCAUCAGAGCUGGGUCAAAGGCACUAAACUGAUUUACCUAUUCGUUACACAGUUUGAAAUAUGUGCCACCAGAAACUGAAAUUUGAAUUAUUUUUAUCUGAAUUUGAAUUGCUUAAGCUGAAUAAUUGCAUUAAAAAACUGAAUUUGAAUUGUUCAAUUUGAAUCAUUGCAUUGAAAAACUGAAUCUGAAUUGUAAUUUGAAAUUUAAUUUAUUAGUUUGGAACUGAACAUUCAGUUCUCACAAUUCAAAUUCAGUUCGCAAAAUUAAAUUUCAAUUUUCUGUGACGAACAUCUGGGUAGUUGAGGCAGAGUAAUCGAGCACAGAUCCACAGAUGUGUGCUGAUUGGCCGAAGAGGCGCUCUGUGAUUCUGCACCGGAUUGCUUUCAAAUUCAGAUAAAAAUAAUUAAAAUUCAGUUUCUGGUGGCACGUAUUUCAGCCCAUAAUAAAUUCUCUUUUAAGAAACUCUUACAGCCUGUAGUGAACUCUACAACCAUCUAGUAAACAAACAAUUAAAAGUGGUUACAGUAAUGAUUUCUGACUGGAUAACUACCAGUCGCUGUAUGUAAUUACACAGUACCAAAGGUCUGAGUCAACAGUAUUCAGUAUUUCAGCUCUAACACUGAGUCUACAGAAUAUUAUUACCACAACUCUCAACCUCACACUAUGUAGUGCUGUUUACCCAAAACACCAAUCAGGUGUCAAUCAGGCUGUACUGUAUGUUUUCAGUAUUAGAGAUCACUCCCACAUCGGCUAUUUUAUUGCAUUUUCAGUAUACUGUUGUGUAAAAAACUCUUACACUUUUAUUACUUUUCAGACAUCUUGUGUCAUUUGUGCUUUGCUGACUAUAAAAGGUUUUGUUUCAAACAAGACAAACGUGUUUAAAUAUGAUUGGGUCAACAUGUUGCAUUAACUACAGAAAUGUUCUUCCAUCUGUGAGUGUAACAUCACUCCAUAUAGCGUCUGUCAUACAGACACAGCUACUGUUAGUUUCCUUUGCUACUGCAACUGUACAUACUCCCAUUUUUUACCUAAUAUGAAUAUUUGUGUAUCUGUAUUUCAAACAGGAAGUAGGAAUAUAAAUGUUUGUAUUUAAAAGUUGA
Molecule: messenger RNA, 3605 nt
Organism: Centropristis striata (black sea bass)
Lineage: Eukaryota; Metazoa; Chordata; Actinopteri; Perciformes; Serranidae
Gene: ercc2
Product: excision repair cross-complementation group 2
Exons: 23
Coding region: 168-2450 (760 amino acids)
Biological process (GO): nucleotide-excision repair; positive regulation of mitotic recombination; transcription by RNA polymerase II
Cellular component (GO): nucleus
Molecular function (GO): hydrolase activity, acting on acid anhydrides, in phosphorus-containing anhydrides; DNA helicase activity; damaged DNA binding
Source: RefSeq, a predicted model, not a curated record